Teleopsis dalmanni is the source of this 6611-nucleotide messenger RNA. RefSeq names its product homeobox protein cut (gene cut). The coding region runs from base 1 to 6453 and encodes 2150 amino acids. NCBI's taxonomy places the organism in Eukaryota, Metazoa, Arthropoda, Insecta, Diptera, Diopsidae. The record is from RefSeq and is a predicted model, not a curated record. Gene Ontology annotation, molecular function: DNA-binding transcription factor activity, RNA polymerase II-specific; DNA binding. The transcript has 7 exons. Gene Ontology annotation, biological process: regulation of DNA-templated transcription.
AUGACUUUAAAAAGAGCUACCUUGGCCGAAAAGGAAGUGAACACACUCAAGGAGCAAUUAUCCACCAACACAACAGCAACAGCUGACGAGAAUACAACAGCGAAUAGCAAUAUAACUGAAACAACAACAACAGCAAAUUCGAUUGAUUCAACAACAGACGCAACCAUUACAACAAUCCCACCAAAUAGUAAAUUACUUUCACCAACAACACUCAAUAACAAUAACAAUUUUGCAAAUAAUAAUACAAAAUUGUUGAAUAGCGUUGCUGCAGCAAUAACAUUACAUCAAAACGGUGGUAAUUUAUUAGCAACAACACCAUCACCAUCUCCACCACUCUCCGAUAGUGGCAUUAGCAAUACAAAUUCAAAUCAAUUAAACACCCUCAACGGUGUCAACGGAGGUUGUCUUAAUCCAAAACUCUUCUUCAAUCACGCACAGCAAAUGAUGAUGGAAGCUGCUGCUGCUGCCGCUGCUGCAGCUGCAGCCGCCGCUGUACAGCAACAACAAUCACCAAUGCAUUCACCUAUGCAACAAAAUCUUGAUGCCGAAGAAAAUGGCAAUAUCAAUUCCAAUACCCACUCAACCAAUACCGAUGCCAGUAAAUUGAUUACAACACUAACCGCUGAGAUGAAUAUAUCAAAAUUAGUUAAGGAUAACACGACAAAAAAUCAAAUUGUUGCCAGCAAUGAGGACAACAAUGAUAUAUUAGAUAAUGUUGCGGAACAGCGUGUACGCGAUAUUGUUGAUCAUAAUGUUGAUGAUGAUGAUAUUGAUGCUGAAGACAAUUGUCUAGAAAGAACUGAUGAACAUAGCCUAAAUGUUAGCAGUAGCGAUAGUAGCAAUAAUAGUUGUAGUAAUAGCAAAAAUAAUAAUAAUUUUAGUGCGAAUAGUUCGAAUGUUGGUUGCAAUCAAACAACCGAAAGUUUACAUGAAGGUGAUAAUAUGGAUAAUGAUCACCUUCAGCAACAUGUUGCCGGCGUUGAAAGUGGGAGAAACAAUAGCAUCGAUGUUGAUACAACAAUGAAUGCAAGCAAUCAUGCUGAAUUAUUAGCUGCCAAAGAUAAGAAGAUAAAAGCACUAGUAGAAGAAGUUGAACGUUUACGUUCUCUAGAACAAACACACAUUGUACAAAUCCACAGACUUGAAGAUCAUUUGGAAGCCAAACGACAACAUAUAUUACGCUUGGAAGCACGUCUUGAUAAGCAAGAAAUCAAUGCUGCUCUAGCUGAGACAUCAGCCAUUGCUGCAACACCCGCCAAUGAUGAAGCUGACAUAUAUGAAAUUGCAGACAAUGAGAAAGAAAAUAAUAGUGCAAAACAUAAUAUGGAAACAGAUGAGAUUGAAGAUAAUGCAGAUGAAAUUGUUGCCAAUAAGGAAUGUGAAAGUCUUACACCAACAACGCCAACAAUCAAUGAGCUCAAAAUCAAAAAAGAAAACCAAAGCCCACUCGACUUGGAUGCAAUAAGCCAACAAUCAGCAAUUGCUGCCGCUGCUGCAGCUGCUGCUGCUUGUGCAAAUGAUCCAAAUAAAUUCCAGGAACUGCUGUUGGAACGUACCAAAGCCCUAGCAGCCGCCGAGGCAUUGAAGAGUUCCGAGGGAACAACAGUUGCCGUUGCUAGCAAUAACGAGCAUAAACAAAGUGAAGUAGCUGAAAGCGAAGUUGACAUUGUAGCAGCAGCAACAGAAAUUACCGCAGCGACAACAAUAACAACAACAACAACAAUUGUACCAAAAAUCGAAAUUGUCGAUGAUGACGACGACGAUGAUGAUGAUGAUGAUGAACAUGAAACUGAAACUGACAACCAAAUUGUUGAUGAUAAUGACGACGAUAAUCAACAAAAUAAUGACAAUGUUGAAACUGAUGUUGUUAAUAGAACCUCUCCAAAAACAACUCCACUUGUGCCAACAAUAGAUGUUGAUGCUUUAGAUAAUACUAACAAACAUGGUCUACAUAGCCCACAACAAAUUGCAGAUGCAACUACAGCUGACCAUACAAAAAGUUCAGCUUCAGCUGCUGUUAACGCUGCUGCGGCUUGUUUCAAACAGAACGCCGAACAUUUUGGUUCACUUUUAGGCGAAGAACUAGUCAAUACGUAUUGGCGUCGUGGUUUUGAUUUACCAACGUCAUCAACAACAGCUGCUGCUGCUGCCGCCGCUGUUGCUGCGGCUGCUACAACAACAUCAACAACAACAAAAACGCCAAAUAUAUUUCAAAAUGCCAAUCAGCAACAACAACAACAAAUGUUGCUGCCACCAUUACAACCACAGCACCACCACCACCAACAGCCAUUGUUGCCAACAACAGCCGUCCACCACCACCAUCACCAGCAGCAUAUGCAACAUGCACUACAGCAACAGCAACAUGGACCUUCGUCCACAGCGUUGCUUAGCCAAUUAGUUAAUUCCACUUUCUCAAAUAAUUCUUCUCUACGUACAGAUGCCAUGCUACAACAACAUCAUCACUAUCAUCAACAACACUUGAGCGAACAACACGAGAAGUCGAGCAAUAUGCAACAUGAUUCGUCAUCCAGCGCCAGCACACCAAAUCUACACGAUCAACGUUCCAAUGAUGAACAUCAUAGUGUACUCGGUCAUUCGUUGAAUGGUUCGUCGCAUAAAGCGCUUGAAGACAACAAUAAUAGCUUGUGUGCCACACCCAAUAAUGCAAUGACACCACACCAUUUGCCACCAGGUUUCUUGCCUGGUCUACCAUUCCAAUUUCAGGAGCGUAGUCAUUUUCGCUUCGCUGAAGACAUAAAUUUACCGCCAGGUGCUUCAAUGGCUGGUCGUUUGGGUGAAUCACUUAUACCAAAAGGUGAUCCAAUGGAAGCCAAACUACAGGAAAUGUUGCGUUACAAUAUGGACAAAUACGCCAAUCAAGCACUUGAUACGCUGCAUAUUUCGCGACGCGUACGCGAAUUGCUCUCAGUACAUAACAUCGGUCAACGGCUGUUUGCCAAAUACAUACUUGGACUCUCGCAAGGUACCGUCUCAGAGUUGCUGUCAAAACCAAAGCCCUGGGAUAAACUUACCGAAAAAGGACGCGACAGCUACCGCAAAAUGCAUGCCUGGGGAUGUGAUGAUAACGCUGUGAUGCUGUUGAAAUCGCUAAUACCCAAGAAAGAUUCUGGUCUACCGCCUUAUGGUGGACGUGGUGAAGAUUCAAUGUCUGAUGAUCGUAUCGCUCACAUACUGAGCGAAGCCUCCACACUUAUGAAGAACUCUACACCAAACGCCUUACAGCAGCAAUUAAAAGAUGAACAACAACGCCAUUUACAGCAAGAGCAACAUCGCCGUUCCGCACAUGAUGAUACGCACAGCAAUGAAGACUCCAAAUCCCCUCAUCAGACUUGUACUUCUCCCUUUUACAAGGAUCAAAUCAAACAGCAAGAUGCUGCACAUCAUCAACAACAACAGCAACAACACCGCCUACGUCAAGACGAACUAACUCAAGACAAAAUGGCAAGACUUUAUCAAGAAAUUAUGUCACGUAAUCCACAUGGAAGCACUUUUCCAAGUUUCUUGCUUUCGCCAUUUUUCAGCGCUGCUAGCGGUAUGCCGCCAGCUAAUAUGACCGGUAAUGCAUUCCCCGCCGCCGCUGCAAUGGCUGCCGAUGAAAAUAUACGUCUAGCUUUUGAACGUGAGAUGGCCAAAUUACAGCAACAACAACAAACGGCAGCUGGUAAUAUGCCAAACUUUCCAAAUUUUUCCAGUUUAAUGGCAUUGCAACAACAAGUAUUGAAUGGCGUACAAGACUUAACACUCACCAAGGACGGCAAAGAGCUUAAAAUGAAUGGUCAACGUGUUUCAAUGGAUCACUCCAAUUCCAUGGACUCACAAUCAGCCAGCAAUAAUGCCAAUUCGAGCAGCGCAAAUACCAAAGAACUGUCAGCUGCUGACGCUGAACGACUUUCUACUGGUUUCUCGCUACAUUCACGUAAACCAGAAGGUGGUAGCCUUACUCCCGCACCACCACCAUCGAGCAAUGCUUCUGCACAAAAUGUAAAUUCUGCUGCGCCCAGCCCUUUGAGUAACUCCAUCUUACCGCCCGCUAUGACACCAAACGAUGACUUCUCAGCUGCAGCUAGUCCUCUACAACGUAUGGCUUCCAUCACCAAUUCACUUAUCACACAACCUCCCGUUACACCGCAUCACACACAACCACAACGACCCACCAAAGCCGUAUUACCACCAAUCACGCAACAGCAAUUUGAUAUGUUCAACAAUCUGAACACUGAAGAUAUUGUACGCCGCGUUAAGGAAGCACUAUCUCAAUAUUCCAUCUCACAACGCCUCUUCGGUGAAUCCGUACUUGGCUUAUCACAAGGUUCAGUUUCUGAUUUGCUAGCACGUCCAAAACCAUGGCACAUGCUCACGCAAAAGGGACGCGAACCUUUCAUACGAAUGAAAAUGUUUCUGGAAGAUGAGAAUGCCGUACAUAAAUUAGUCGCUAGCCAAUAUAAAAUUGCACCCGAGAAACUGAUGCGCACGGGUAGCUACAGUGGCAGCCCACAAAUACCACAGGGUUUAGCUAACAAAAUGCAAGCUUCCCUGCCAAUGCAAAAAAUGAUGAAUGAACUAAAAUUACAGGAACCAGCUCAGGCACAACAUAUCAUGCAACAAAUGCAAGCGGCUGCUGCGAUGUCAGCCGCUAUGCAACAACAACAACAGCAACAAAGUCAACAACAAGCGGCUGCAGCAGUGCAAGCAGCACAAGCCGCCGCACAAGCUGCACAACAUCACCAAAGCAUGUUGCUUACUUCGCCCGGUCUACCACCACAACAUGCAAUCAGCCUGCCAGCCGCCAAUGCAGGCUCCGUAUCUGCUGCUGAUAAAAAACCAAUGAUGAUGCCUAUACAUUCACCACAUCAGGCCAAUGCAAUGCGCAAUAUGCACCAACAUAUGUCACCGACCGUUUACGAAAUGGCAGCACUUACACAAGAUUUGGAUACACAAGUAAUCACUACAAAAAUCAAGGAAGCGUUACUUGCCAAUAAUAUAGGACAGAAAAUUUUUGGUGAAGCUGUACUUGGUCUAUCACAGGGUUCAGUUUCAGAGUUGCUUAGCAAACCAAAACCUUGGCAUAUGCUAUCCAUUAAAGGACGCGAACCCUUCAUUAGAAUGCAAUUGUGGCUAUCCGAUGCUAAUAAUGUAGAGCGCUUACAACUUCUAAAAAACGAACGACGCGAAGCAAGCAAACGCCGUCGUUCUACAGGCCCAAAUCAGCAAGACAAUAGCUCAGAUACUUCCAGUAAUGAUACAAAUGACUUCUAUACUAGUAGCCCAGGACCUGGCUCUGUUGGUUCUUCUGUAAGCGGCGCACCACCAAAUAAAAAACAACGCGUACUUUUCUCCGAAGAACAGAAGGAAGCAUUACGUAUUGCAUUUGCUUUAGAUCCCUAUCCAAAUGUGGGUACGAUUGAAUUCUUAGCCAACGAAUUAGGACUUGCUACACGUACUAUCACCAAUUGGUUCCACAAUCAUCGCAUGCGUCUUAAGCAGCAAGUACCACAUGGACAACCUGGUGCCGAGAAUCCAAUACCAAGCCGUGAGAACACUAAUUCCACACCAUUCGAUCCCGUCCAGUUUCGCAUACUACUACAACAACGACUGCUUGAAAUUCACAAAGAACGCAUGGGUAUUAGUGGACCACCAAUACCAUACCCACCUUAUUUUGCAGCAGCUGCUUUACUGGGACGUAGCUUAGCUGGCAUGCCUGGCGCUGCGGCUGGUGCAGGUGGUGAACCUGAUUUGCAAGCACUUAAUCAAGCUUUCAAAGAACAAAUGAGUGGACUUGACUUGACAAUGAGCGCCUUAAAACGCGAACGUACCGAUGAUUAUGAAGACGAUAUGGAUGAGAAUCACUUGAGUGAUAAUGAAUCUCUCGAUGGUGGUGAUGGUGAUGAUAAGUGUAGUGACUACAAAGAAACGCCACGCUCUUCUCUAGCUGGUGGGUAUUUGGGCGCCAAUGUGCGUAGUUCCAGACGCAAACCAGCAGCACCGCAAUGGGUAAAUCCAGCUGGUGCAGUAACUACACCAGGCGCUGCUGCUGCUACUGCUAGUGAAGGUGACCGUAUUAUCAAUGGAGUCUGUGUCAUGCAAUCUCAAUCAAAUGAAUUUAAACACGGUGACGAAGCAACAAGUGAGCGUGUGCAUCAAAGUAAUGAAGCUGAAAAGCUUAGUGCGGCACAUGAAGACGACACGGCCGGCGGAAGCGAAGUCGAUCAUGAUCACUUAGAAAUCGAUCAACGCUUUAUGGAACCUGAAGUGCGAAUUAAACAGGAGAAAGAAGACUGUGAAAGCGACACCGAGGGCACAGCGGCGACAGCUGUGAGUAAGGGCAAUCUAAGUGAGGAGCAGUUGAAAAUGGUGAGUGAAGACAAACUACGCAUGUUGCGUAUGAGCCGCAUGAGCAACGAUGAAGACACGCCGCAACCAACGUGGAACUACUAAAGCUGAAAUGAGUACUAUGUGAGCGAAUGGGGAGGAUGUCCGGCUAUUGCGACAUGUGGCAGUGCUGUGCACACUACAAAAAACGUUCAAGUUUUUUUUAAUUGUGAUUGGGUUGAUUUCAAAUAUUGUACACUGCAUAAAAUGUAAAUAAACUAAGU